Messenger RNA from Oikopleura dioica, 726 nucleotides. The record is from the annotation of a GenBank genome assembly. Lineage: Eukaryota; Metazoa; Chordata; Appendicularia; Copelata; Oikopleuridae.
AUGAACCAGAACUUUGUGCACAACCUUGGCGAGCUCUGGAAUCAAGUCGAAGAAGGAAAACCGAUAGAGCUCCGAGAAACAGCUUUGCGAAAAAUCUUCGAUGAAAAAGGAUACAGAUCAUCUGCCGACUACCCCGCUUGCUCGUUCUUUAAAGAUCUUCUGCGAAUGAACCCAAAAGCCAAGGUCCUUCUCUCCGUCCGCGACAAGCCGGAGGACUGGUACAAAUCAGUUCACUCGACGAUUUUUGUCCGCCAAACAGGAGGAGAUGCCCCGCUUCAUCAGAAAAUCUUUCCUUUUGGGCUUCAUGAAUGGAUCUUGAAACCAAUUCCAUGGCUCCCAGACGCGUCAUCUGAUAAACUUGGCAAAAUAAUUAUGCGAAUGUUUCUCGGAAAACCUCAUGACUUUUCGCAAAAAGGUCUUGAAAACGCGUACACGGAAUGGAAUGAACACGUGAUCUCGAAAGUCCCGCAAGACCAACUUUUAGUUUUUAAUGUCAAAGAAGGCUGGGAACCACUCUGCCGCUUCCUGAAUAAGCCGAUUCCGAAUGAACCCUUUCCGAAUACAAAUAAGAAAUCAGAUGUUGAUGAUGAAUCUGUCACGAAAGAAAUUAUUACCCUCGGAUCUGUCGUUGUUUUCUACGGAGGUAUUGCUUUCCUCGGAUUUCUCUCAUACAAGCAUGAUUUAAAAGGGUCUCUGACUCGAGGUCUUGGUCUGUUAAAUACAUAA